CCCUCUCCCCUCCAGUCCGGCCCCACCUCCAGCUCUGCCUGCAGCCAGUGCCCCACCAACACGAGCCCCAUCCCCCCGAGCGCCCUGUCCCCUCCAGCCCAGCCCCUCACCAACACCAGCCCCGUUCCUCCGCCCUGCCAGCCUUAUCACCGCCAGCCCAGCCCCCACCUCCAGCUCUGCCCUCAGCUAGCGCUCCACUAACACCAGCCCCGUCCCCCCAAGCGCCCCACCCCACCAGCCCGGUCCCACCUCCCGCUCUGACCCCAGCCAGCGCCUCACCAGCACCAGCCCCGUCGCCCCGAGCGCCCCGCCCCGCCCCGCCCCGCCAGCACGGUCUCCUCCCUUCCGGCCCCACCUCCAGCUCUGCCCCCAAGCAGCGCCCCGCCCCCGGCCCUGCCUCCAGCGCCUAGCCCCGACUCCCCAGGCUGGUCUCUGGGCUCUGAAGGGGGGCCGCGUGCCGUUCAUCUCCACGCCUGAGGCUCGCUGCGGAGCUAGGUCUGGCCCGAUGCCCCCUAGCGGGGACAGCGCACGGUCUCGUUGCUGGCAAGUACCGGGGUCACACGCGCCCUGCCCGCGCAGCGCCCUUGGGGCGGGGCCGGACCCUGGCCAGUAGAGGCCCCGUUCUCCGCGCCGGAAGUGUCGUGUCAGGAUCCCCAGCGUCCGGAGCAGCGUCAGCUACAUGGAGUCGCCGGUGCUGAGGAGCCCGGAAGAGAUAGCGGCGCUGUACCGCGAGCUCAGCCAGUGCCCCUCGCUCUGCAGUGCCUGUAUCGGGCCCGAGGUCACCACUCGGUAUGGGGGCAAAUACUGCAAUGUCUAUACAGAGUGGUCUCAGCAGGACCUGGAGAGAGCCGAGAGCGUGAAGUUCUGCCGCCAAUACCUCAUCUUCCAUGACAGCCAGGCCAUUGUGUACUCGGGCCCCUCGGGCACCUGCAGUGAGAUCAAGGGAGAGCUGCUGAGCAGGGAGUCUCCCAGCGGGGCACUUAAGGCCGUCUUGCGGAAAGCCAGCCCUGGCAAAGGCGAGGAGAAGCAGUUUCUUGAGAUCUGGGAUCAAAAUCGCAAGGUGAAGAGCAUCAACCUGACGGUGUUGGAGAAGCAUGGCAACGUCUAUGAGGAUGAUCAGUUUGGCUGCCUGUCCUGGUCGCACUCGGAGACCCACCUGCUCUAUGUGGCCGAGAGGAAACGGCCCAAGGCCGAGUCCUUCUUCCAGAGCAGAACCCCGGAGCUGAGCAGCAACUGUGCUGAUGAGAGACGAGACAAGGCUGUCAAGGGGGAGCAGUUUGUGUACCACGACGACUGGGGCGAGGCACUGGUGGGCAAGAGCAUCCCAGCCUUGUGCGUGCUGGACGUGGAGAGCGGCAAUGUCUCGGUGCUGGAAGGUGUUCCGGAGCACAUCUCCCCUGGGCAGGCCUUCUGGUCCCCUGGCGACACGGGUGUGGUGUUCAUAGGCUGGUGGCAUGAGCCCUUCCGCCUGGGCCUGCGGCACUGCACCAACCGCAGGUCAGCGCUGUUCUAUGUGGACCUGACGGGAGCGAGGUGUGAGCUGCUGUCAGAUGACACUAAAGCCGUGUGGUCCCCACGCCUGAGCCCUGAUCAGUGCCGCAUCGUGUACUUGGAGAACAGCGCACUCGGACCCCACCAGCAGUGCAGCCGCCUUCGCAUGUACGACUGGUACACGAAGGUCACCUCAACCGUGCUGGAUGUCGUGCCCCGGCACAGCCAGGGAACGUUCACAGGGAUCUAUUGCCCAGCGCUGCCAGGCCUGUGCUGGGCAGCCGAUAGCCAGAGGGUCGUGCUGGACACCGCUCAACGCAGCCGGCAGGAGCUGCUUGUGGUGGAGACUCUGAGUGGCAGCGUGACCUCCCUGACGAUGGGUGCCCCCCUGGGCAGCUGGUCUCUCCUCACCAUUGACCGGGAUCUCCUGGUGGCCAGGUUCUCGACCCCCAGCUGCCCCCCAACACUGAAGGUGGCCUUCCUCCCCGGGGCCGGGCGGGAGGCCCAGGUGCACUGGGUGUGUCUGGAGGAUGUGACCCCCAUCCCGGAGAUCAGCUGGGUGAUCCGGCCCCUGCAGCCCCCCGCGGAUCAGGAGAAUCCGCAGUACAAGGGUAUUGAUUUCGAAGCCAUCUUGCUGCAGCCCAGCAGGGGGCUAGGGCUGAGGAAGCUGCCCCUGGUGGUCAUGCCCCAUGGAGGCCCACAUUCCGUCUGCACGGCCAGCUGGAUGGUUUACCCUGCGGUGCUCUGCAGGGUUGGCUUCGCCGUGCUCCUGGUGAAUUACCGUGGUUCGCUGGGCUUUGGUCAGGACAGCAUCGCCUCCCUGCCUGGGCACGUGGGCUGCCAGGAUGUCAAAGACGUGCAGUACUGUGUGGAGCGGGUGCUGCAGGAGGAGCCCCUAGACUCAGCGCGUGUGGCACUAGUGGGUGGCUCACAUGGGGGCUUCCUCGCUUGCCACCUCAUCGGUCAGUACCCAGGCAGCUAUCAGGCCUGUGUGGCAAGGAACCCAGUCAUCAACAUGGCCUCCAUGAUCAGCAGCACCGACAUCCCAGACUGGUGUCUGACUGAGGCCGGCUUCCCCUAUGCGCCCGAUACCCUACCGGAUGCCUCGCACUGGGCAGAGAUGCUCCACAUGUCCCCCAUGCAGUACGUUGCCCAGGUCCGGGCACCUGUGCUUCUGAUGCUGGGAGAAGAGGACAGGCGUGUCCCCCCCAAGCAGGGGCUGGAGUACUACCGUGCUCUCAAGGCCAGGGGCAUCCCUGCACGGCUGCUGCUGUACCCCAGAAACAGCCAUGCGCUCUCUGGCGUCGAAGCUGAGGCCGACGGCUUUAUGAACAUGGCGCUCUGGCUGCUCCAGCACCUGCAGUGCUGACAGGGGCUGUGCUUCGCCUUUGCCCAAGACCUGUAACCUGAAUCCAAUAAACCCACAGCUCAUCUUGUG
This is a messenger RNA of Dermochelys coriacea (leatherback sea turtle), 2929 nucleotides long. It is a transcript of the gene APEH, whose product is annotated as acylaminoacyl-peptide hydrolase. The transcript is spliced from 22 exons. Gene Ontology annotation, biological process: proteolysis. The record is from RefSeq and is a predicted model, not a curated record. NCBI's taxonomy places the organism in Eukaryota, Metazoa, Chordata, Testudines, Dermochelyidae. The coding region runs from base 680 to 2860 and encodes 726 amino acids. Gene Ontology annotation, molecular function: serine-type endopeptidase activity.